Messenger RNA from Gadus macrocephalus (Pacific cod), 4104 nucleotides. It is a transcript of the gene mier2, whose product is annotated as mesoderm induction early response 1, family member 2. Lineage: Eukaryota; Metazoa; Chordata; Actinopteri; Gadiformes; Gadidae. Gene Ontology annotation, cellular component: nucleoplasm. The transcript is spliced from 13 exons. The record is from RefSeq and is a predicted model, not a curated record. Gene Ontology annotation, molecular function: histone deacetylase binding; transcription corepressor activity. Gene Ontology annotation, biological process: negative regulation of transcription by RNA polymerase II. Bases 853 to 2064 code for a protein of 403 amino acids.
AAAAUGAGGAAUGCAAUGAGCGAACGAGAAAGAAAGCGAGCCGUUUUUUAUCACGAAUCGCGACGUCAACAUCGAUCCUGCCUCGCGGGUCGAUCCGUCUCUCCGCUGGUCAACUUUGUGUGAGAGCGAGCGGGGAAGUAUAAAUAGGGGAGAAGCUCUCUCUCGCUCUCUCUGUGUAUCGUACCGCCGCACUCCGCGUUCGUCGCUUUAAACACUCAUUCCCCUUCGCCUGGGCGUUAAAACAGUAAAGGCUGAUGGAUAUAAAGUGGCGCUGAACUAUUUCUGACGUGCUCUGUGGUAUCAAAGCGGCUAGUUGAAGUUUUAAGAACGAUGUCAGACUUUUUAGCCGACCAAACUAUUCUGCCGGCCUGUUCGGAUGUGCACGAAAAGACUAUUUCCUACUCCAGCCACUUGUAGUGAGUCAGAGAGAGAGGAAGGAGCGUUCAGCACCCGAGUUACAGGAAAGCGCCACUGGGCGGGGUGAGACGUGGGGGUGGGCGAGAAACACUCGACUUUUCAACUUUUUACGCUUUUAACUUUUAGUUUUUAAAGCACGCUUUGAUCGGUAUGGUCGUUCUAGCGAUCGGGUAUUUUGGGAAAGUGGUUGAAGCGUCGGUUCCCGGGUGUGUAGACGUCAGUGAGUCUAGACGUCUCCUUCGGUCGUUUGCAAAAAAACUAGCCAGCUAUAAUGUCUCCUGUGUCUUCAGUGUUUGCUUUCGUCUGUCGUUUUUCUUGCCGUACAAGUUUUAUAACUUUUAAAAGUUAAGUUCAACCUACUUUUUAACGCAUAAAAUAACGCAUUGCGAUGCCUGCCGAUUAGGCUAAGAGUGGCCCUCGUCGAUAGAAGGUUAAAUGGGUUCACGGCCUGAGUGUGGUCCGUAUGGCCUAGCGAGGGUGUGGAGAUCCAGCGAUGAGGGCCACAAGCAGCAGUCACAGCAACAGGGGUCCACACAGACUGCCGUAGAGGACUUGGAGAACCGCCAACUGCUCCAGCCACGUCCUCUCCCCAUGAAGAUGGCAGCUCCGUCCCAAACAGCCAGCGAGCUUCCCCUGGAGGAGCUGCUGGCUCUGUACGGCUACGAGGUGCCGGGCCAGCUCCUACAGCCAGGCAGGGACGGCUGCCACCUGCCCCACAUCACACUGGACAAGGUUCAGGUGACCGAGGACAUGUUUGUAGGAGACGAGGAAGAGGAUCCGUCGGCCGAUGAAGACCUUGCGCCCUCCUAUACUUCCAACCCUUCUGAUCUGCUGAGACGACUGCAAGGUGGAGACAAACAGGCCGACGCUGGCUCUUCAGAAGAAGACUCAGAUGGUGCUUCCGUUCCCUCCAAUGGAGAACGCAAGGAUAUCAUGGUGGGCUCUAUGUACCAGGCCCAGAUCCCUCCACUCAGCCCGUACGGCUCCCAGGGCCGAGCCUAUGACGGUGACGACCAGCUGCUGUGGAGCCCCGGGGUGCUGCCCCCACAGGAGGUGGAGGGAUUCCUGCUCAGCGCCCUGGCCCCCAGCGGCCAGGAGGUGGCGCCCUACACUAAUGCACACCGGGACACCCUCCGCGACAACGAGCAGGCCCUCUAUGAACUGGUGAAAUGCAACUUCAAUGCAGAAGAAGCCCUAAGAAGAUUACAUUUUAAUGUGAAAGUGUUCAAUGAUGAGCUGUGCUCCUGGAGUGAGGAGGAGGGUCUGGGUUUCCAGCAGGGCUACCGGGCCUACGGGAAGAACUUCAACCUCAUACAGGCCAAUAAGGUACGGACGCGCUCGGUGGGGGAGUGUGUGCAGUACUACUACCUGUGGAAGAAGUCUGAACGCCACGAGUGCUUCACACAACCGGCCCCCAAGAUGGGCCGCAGGAAGUUCACCCUGCAGUCCGGGAACAUGGAGGAUGCGGAUCAGUACGAGGACCUCGGGCCGCUAGAGGGCCACGGUAACGCCAAAGCUUCCUCCCACAAACCCCUCAGAGCACAGAGGAUGAACCUCGCCCCGUCGACGGCACAACGCCCCGACACACCAGAGGAGGAGGGUCGCCCGAGGCGCAGAAGAACUCCUCGCUUUCUGUUAAAGUCGUGAGCUCGGCCCCAGAACGCAGGCGCAGGCGGUGAGUCGGGGCUCCUUGUGAUGGACGGCCGUCUCCUCAGCCAUCCCUUCUCCCCCCUACUCUCCUCUUCCAUCCACGGAUCACCCCAUGGGUUCUGACCCAGGCGGCAGCUGUGUUCGACAUCCCAACCUACCAACACCCCAAGCGUUCCACUGUACCCCCCUUUCCAAAGAGCACUGAGCUUCUGGGUCGUCCCAGUCCAGAGGGCAUCCCCUCCCCCCCCCCACAGACCGUGAUAAUGGCCCGAUCCAGGGGCUGCAGGCAGGGACUUAGGCCAGCUCCAUGCCGACCCACCUGCACCGGCCACAGCACCACCCUUCACCACAGACUGUAGGACCUCCAGCAGUUUCAUAGGCCAGUGAAUCGUCCAGUGAAGGGGCGGAAAUGGAUCCCAGUCAAACCAAGGGCAGACGGAGAACUUCUUCCUGAGGUUGUAUGGAGAACUGAUCUCGAGUUUCCUUAAAUUUUCUUUUGUAUAUUUUGUUCAAGACAGGAGGGGCAUUGUCCACUCUGAACUGUCCGAUGUCUGGGGUGAAAGAGUUUCCCACUCCCCGAGUCCUGGGAGGUAAUUCUUGCUCCCUAUGAACUGAACUAAGAACAGAAGCACAUUGACCGGCCUUCCCCCGUCCACCCAUUAGUGGACGGACCUGUCAAUCAGUAACUUUGGGCUGCUAUUGGAGACUACAUUAGUUUACUGCUCUUCACUGGCUGGACGUUUUGACUGCAGGUACUGGGAUGGUGAACAGAAUAGUGUGUACUCACUGUCGGCAAGCAUAAUGAACAAAGUUGAUCACCGUCCACCAACUGGUUAGAACAUCAUAGCAAAUGUUGACCACAACUUUUUUUAUAUAUAAAUAUAUAUGAUUAUAUGCUUAAGUACAAAAAUUUAAAUUCUUAUCGCCUAAGUGAUCAGUCAGGUACUAUGUGUUUAUACUCAACCUCUUCAAAAUUCAAUAAGCCAAUUGGACGACAGGUUAAUGCCUGUGUGAAUGUAUAGUGAAGCUAAAGUUAUGAAGUCGAUGAAGCAUCACCGAAAGUGGCCUCUUACCCAGUUUAGAUCAAUUGCUUUCCUUUCUUUACUGCUUUUUACUCCUUUUUUUAUCUUCCUUUUCUUUUUAUCAAGCAGUCUAGUGUCCUCGACACAACGUUGCUGGUUCUUGGCUAUACCAACGUUUUUAAAUGAACCCUUUGCUCCGUUUAUUCUUGUGACAUUGCGUUUAGGGCAACGAUUAAUUAACAUUUAAAAAGAGCUUAUUUUAUCUCAACAAUAGCCAGUCCAUGCACUUGUUAGCAAUGCAUUGGUUACUUUGCUCUGUAUGGUCACGCUGGAUAUGAAGUCAUAUUGGAUUCCUAUUGGACGAAUCUAACAAUUAAUCUCUCAACCGGCCCAAAAAUUACUCCGUUCAACAAGUGUCUAAAGCCACUUGUUAAAAUCUCAUUGGCUGAACAGCUGAUAAUCUGUUUUACUGUCCCCCAGUUGAAAAAUAAUACACUCUACGAUCAGGAAUAAAAAGCAGACGGGAACAUCAUAACAAAAUAAGUGCAUAUCGCUUCCUGGAGGUUUAGAUUCGUGGACCAGGCUAGACUGAACGAAUGGCAAGAUUAUCACAUGUAAAAAACAAACGCAUGUUCUAGCCUCUACUACAAACCUAAAGGAAUUAUUGUUUUUCAAAUUGUUGUUAAAGACACAAAUUCAGUGGCAUCAAGCCUCCAUAGCCCUUUCUAUUUAUUUCCUUAUUCUGGGUUCACACAAACAACGAACAAACAAACAUGGCUGCCGUUUGCUUUUUGGUCCAACCCAGUGAGGUCAACAUUUGUCUUUGUGUUUGCAUUGUUAACUGGCGGAAGAUUCUGAUAGUGAAAACAGAAAAGGGGGAACGGUAUCACCACAGUACACUGCCUUUUUGUCUUUUUAAGCAAUUUAUAUAUUGUACCUCUGUUGUUUAUUGGUUUAUAAUUAUUAUAUUUUGUACAUAAAAGAAAAAAGGAACUAUUAAAAUCGACAUUCAGAA